Molecule: messenger RNA, 4606 nt
Organism: Planococcus citri (citrus mealybug)
Lineage: Eukaryota; Metazoa; Arthropoda; Insecta; Hemiptera; Pseudococcidae
Product: RNA-binding protein Musashi homolog 2-like
Exons: 6
Coding region: 891-2291 (466 amino acids)
Biological process (GO): regulation of translation
Cellular component (GO): cytoplasm
Molecular function (GO): mRNA binding
Source: RefSeq, a predicted model, not a curated record
CAGUUGCCAUGGUAAUCGCGCAGCCGUACAAUGUGCUAGACGACUCGUGAUGUGCCCUGUCUUUGCGAGCAAUCAGAACACGCAUCGUUCCGCGGCUUCGUGCUGGCAAUUUGUAUUCCAGCAUUUUUUUUCUUAGUUUUCGUUGUUCGCCCUCCAUGGUUGAAACGGUUUUUCGUCGUACGUUGUAUUUUUCUCUUGUUUUUCCAAAUAAAAAAAGUUAUUCAGUUUAAUAUAUAAUAAUUUAUAUAUUUUUCAUUAUCGAAAGGUUAUACGCGAAUUUGAGUUUGAUUUUUUUUGUUCAUGUUCGUUGGUUCUUCUUCGAGUCGAGUAUACUCGUAAGUUGAGAAUCUCGAGUUGGUUUAGUGUGGUACACGAAUUUUACCCUUGAAUUUUUCAUCUCGAAGUGAAAAUCGUCGAAUUUCGUCGCCUGCAAGAUUUACAACUCCAGUUACCGUAUUGAUCGAACUUUGUUUUAUUUAUUUUGGUGAGUACAAUUUUUCACAGCAAGAACACUAGAAUAUGAAUCCAGUCACUCAAACUCAAAUAUUUGUACAAGAAUAAAUCGAGAUUGAAAUUCGCUCAAAGUGUCCGUCAAACUGUUUCCACAGGCUGCAACAACCGCCACAGGCGGUCCGACCGCCAUACGUUUGCCACCGGCCAGGUAUAAUUCGUUGUCGAGCAUGAUUUUAUUAUGGUAUUAUGGGAGGAGUUACCGAUGCAGAUCUUAGUGGUAAUCGACGACGAUUACAAAUAGGGUCAGAGACGAUGAUGAAAAAACAAUAUUGUUGCCGAAUCCGAUGAGAUGACGGUUGCCCCUCGAAUACCGAUCAUGAUGAUGUGGAUGAUGAUGAUGAUGAGCGCGAGAACGAGAACGAAGAAGAAGUAUCGGUAUGGACGGUGUAGCUACACUUUCUGAACACCCAGACGCCCCCUUCAAUGGACUGUUGCCGGGCUUGAAUGGCAUCGGUUUGGGCGUACAAGUGACAAUGACGCCGCAGCACGCGGCAGCCCUAAUGCAUCAUUUGAGUGCCGGAGGUGGCGUACCUAUUGGCGCUGCGGCUAGUAAUAUUUUGAAACUGAACAAUAAACCGUUAACGGUGCGAGAUCCUCCGCCACCGCCUCCCGUGCCCACGACACAGAUCAACGGUACCAGCGGCGCUCUGGUACCAUGCCCUAGCCAACAAAAUACCACCAACAAUCAGCCUAGUUGCGCCAGUCAGAAUAGUUCUCUGGUUCCUGUACAGUUAGCGGAUGUGGCCAAUGGUACCAGUAGUGCCGGAGGAGAUUCGUCGUCCGGCAGAUCUACUCCUAAUAAUAAUGAUCUUUCAUCGUCGGCCAAGCUGUUUGUCGGCGGGUUAUCGUGGACUACGUCGUCCGAGAAAUUAAGACAGUAUUUCAGUAUGUUUGGAAAUGUCACCGAUGUAUUAAUUAUGAGAGAUCCGCUUACGCAGAGAAGCCGAGGUUUCGCCUUCAUCACGUUCUCGGACCCAGACACGGUGGAUAAAGUGUUACAAGUGCCAAUACACACGUUAGACGGUAAGAAAAUAGACCCUAAGCACGCUACGCCGAAAAAUCGCCCGAAAGCCGGCAACAAAACGAAGAAAAUCUUCGUCGGCGGUGUCAGCCAAGACACCUCGGCCGAAGAAGUGAAAGCAUACUUUAGUCAGUUCGGUAAAGUCGAAGAUACCGUAAUGCUGAUGGACCAACAAACCAAACGACACCGCGGUUUCGGCUUCGUCACAUUCGAGAACGAAGAAGUCGUCGAUCGCAUUUGCGAAAUACACUUCCACACGAUUAAGAAUAAAAAAGUAGAAUGUAAGAAAGCCCAGCCCAAAGAACUGAUCCAACCUAGUCUGCUGCUCGGCAAACGUAUGAUAAUGGGACCUCUGGGCGUCCGAAUGGCCACACCGACGCCACAAGCCACCGCAGCCGCCAUCACACCAGUCAGCCAGCUGGCCGCAGUUCAGGCUCAAGCCCAAGCACAAGCUCAGGCAGCUGUGGCCGCGGUCGCAGCCCAAAAUGCAGCUGCUGCUACCUACGGUAAGCUUCUAGGCGCUUAUCCUGGUCUCGCCAGUUAUAGAUAUUCGCCUUAUCCGGUCGCAGCCAUUUCGGCCACUCCUACAGCCCAAACUGUACCCACUACUGCCACAGCGGCCGCUCAAGCCGCCCAAGCCACGCCGGUCGCCGCAGCCGCAGCUUUUCCAGCCGCCUACAAUUUGGCCAACGUCGAUAUGUCCAGUUUUCAGGGUAUCGAUUGGACUUCCAUGUACGGUAUGGGAAUGUACGUGUAAAAUUAUUAUUCGUCUGUAUCUCUCUCUCUCUCUCUCGUCUACUUGAAUACUUAUUUUUUUCCUUUUUUUUUUUUUUUUUUUUGUCUAAUGUAUAUUCUCGACAAAGACCAAGACGAAAAAAUAUCUUGAUUACGGUGUCGCUUCAACUAUUACUUUUUUUUUCUCUCUAUAUAUAUAAUAUGUAUUUCUCUCUCUCUCUCUUUAUGAAUUAUUAUAUUUUCGUAUGUUCUCGGAUGACAUCGUCUAACGAGUGUUUUUUCAUCUUCAGUCAAAUUUCAAUGUACCAUUUUUCAUUGUACCCAGUUGUUGCCUUUUUGACACGGUUUUUUCCUUUUAUUAUUAUUACGAUAAUUAUUAUUAUAUUUACGUUUUUUUUUCCUCUCUUCUUUUUUUUUUUAUAUACAUAUUUCUUAGUCAAUGGGAGUUGAAAAUGAAAAAACCAAACUAGUUUGCUCAUCGGUUUCAACUUAGUGCUAUUUUAUAAUAUGUAUUACGUUUUUAUCGCUCUCUUCCAUUAAGCAAUAAGCAAUAAAUCGCACUCAGUAUUAUUAAAAUUUAUGUAAAGUUGAAAAAUUUUAUUAUACGCGAAUGUGUCACUGUGUAUUUUGUUUUUUCUCUCAUCGUUUUUUGACUAUAGUCAAUUUUUUCCUUUAAACUAUUAACGAAAAAUUUCGCAGGUGAUUCCAAAUAAUUAGUGCCAUAUACUUAUAUAUCUUUUUUUUCCUAUUAUUAUUUUCAUGUAUUCCAAUUCUCUCCGCUUCUCUAUUGUUUUAUAGGGUUAUUGAACUCUUAUACGUUGUUUUUCUUUUUUCUAUUAUUAUUUUGUUCGGAUAUAAAAGCAUUGAUAUUUGAUUUUACUACUUUUUAGAAUUAUUAUUGUGUAUUGAUCUCGUCACAAAAUUAUCAAUUAUUCCUAAGUCGGAUUACUUUCAGAUCACUAUUCUAGUUUUUAAAAAUUUUUCUCGCGGUAUUGUUUACUAUUUUGCCCCUUUACUACGAAAAAUUUUUUCUAGUCAUUAAUUUUACACUUAGUUCCAAACUUAUUUGCUUAAUUUUUAAGGUAGUGGCUAGACAGGAUGAUCGUUUCGAAAGCCUGACGAGUCAUAUUGAAGGUUUUUUUUUCUGAUUUUGAUCAUCCUGAAGGUGAUCUUCUGUACUGUGUUGGUCGAUCAAAUCACCGCUAGCGCUAGAUUUUUUUUUGUUUUGUUGUUUUUUUGUUCUUUUUUUUUAAUAUUAUCUAAAAGUUUUUGUUGGGAAAAAUUUUUUGUGUUUUUUUACGUGUAAAUUUCUGGUCGCUGGGGGUGUUUUAGUGUGUAACCUUGUCACAGACAGAGCUGCCUCGAAGGAAAUAUCAAUAUCGUAAUGUUCCUUUACUUAAGAGUAGAUUCGAAUUUGCAUUUUAAUUAUAAAGUGUGUAUAAUUUAUUUAAUUUAUAUAAAUUAAUGAGAAACAAAAAAAAAAUAUUUAAAAAUUAAACAUUCCAAAAGCCUUCAGUCUACAAAAGGACCAAUAGUGAUUCAUCACAUAACAUGUACACUGAUCAGUAUAUAUGUCAAGGAUUCCGAUUUUUGAGACAGCGUUAAUAAACUGUCAUCAUAUCAAUACAUGUGAUUGUGAUGUGAUUUUUCCUUGUGUAAGUUUUGUUGUUAUUUUUAUUAAAAAAGAAAAAAUUGAAAAAAAAAGUAAAAUUAUGUUACGUAUACUUUUAUACCGAUCGAUUAUAUUUUGUAUCUUAAUGUACAAUCGACUUCUCUGAUUUUUUUUUCCUUUUUUUCUUUUUCUUUUCUUUUUUUUUUUUUUAUUUACUGUUAUGCGAAAUUUGUGUAAUUUUUAACAAUAUACAGAAAUUUUUUGUAUUUGAAUUCUUUUUAUUUUGAGAGAUCGGCCACAUUCACAAAUUUUACAUUGUAAUGGACGAGGAAAACAAAAACAAAAAAAAACGCCAACUACCGUAAUUAAAAAAUUUUUAAAGUCGCACUUUGUAAUAACGUGUCGCACUGAAGGUUUUUCGUAAAAAAUUUUAGUGAUCAGAUUAAAUAUUAUUUUUUUUUAUUUAAACGAGUACAUAGCGAGUAAAAUUUGUGAUUACCAGUCGUAGCUAGAGAUUAAGUUAUAUAGUGUAGUGUGAUUGGCUAAUUUUUAGAUUUAAUGGAUUUAUUUUUUUUUGUAUUAGAUGACAAUAUAAGAAAAGCAAUAUAUUUAAGAUUUUUACUGUAUUCAUUUAUACAAAAACCCUCUUUUUUUUGUACUUCGAAACAAGUAAAGAAAAAAAAAACAAAAAAUAAUAAAUAAAGCGAGUUGUUUAUUUGUAUAAA